UUGGAGACCAAACAACUAUGGCGGACAACAUGGAGCCUGUGCCCGCCAUGGAAGAAACACAGGAAAAACAUGAAGAUGCAGGGGGUACAGAACUACCAUCUGCACAGACAGAAUUGAAAGCAUACACAUCCACAGAUUCAACUACAGAAUCAUCUGUUCCUGAAACCCCCAAAGUGAUUACAAUGGAGGCCGUUAGUGUGACAGAUCCAUCCCUUCCUCCAUCUGAAGUUCAACAAUUUGAAGAGCUACUUUCAAAAAAAAAAAGCAGUGACAUCGAUCCAUUUGAUAGUGAUGAGACUGAAUUGAGAUUCCUACAUUCCAAACCAACAUGUUUUAUUGUCAUUGGAAAACCUGGAUCUGGAAAAACACUUUUAGCGAGGAGGUUGGCUGCAGAAUGGAAAUGUGAAAUAAUUAAUCCAACUGACCUGAUCCACCAAUCGGUAGAGCUACAGACAGAUAUGGGAGUGAAGUGUCAUGAAAUACUAGUGAAGGGUGAAGCCAUUCCUGAAAGUGUUGUUAUCAAAAUGGUAGAGGAUAAAGUCAACUCACCCGAGGUUGCCCAUCAUGGAUAUGUUCUGGAUGAUUUUCCAUGCUUGUCAGAAGAGUCUAUGAGCUUGAAGGAUCAACUGGAGUUGGUGAAAAACUGGAAAUUGAAGCCAGACUUUAUCAUUAACUUGAAGGUUCCAGACCGAGACUUGGAGAGACGUCGGACUGGACAGCGUAUUGACCCAGUGACAGGUGAAAUCUACACAAGAGCAGUCUACAACCCAGAUAAACCACCAAAGGAGCCAGAGAAAGAUGAAGGUGAUGAGGAUGAAGAGGAGGAGGAGGAAGCGGAGGAAGAAGCUACACCUGAGGACGGUGAGAUCAUACAGGAGCUACCCACAGAGGUGCUGGAGCGUCUCAUCAAACGGCCAGAGGACUUACCGUCUCAAGUGGAGGAGAACAUACGCAAAUACAAAAACAACAUGCUCAGGAUUCUAGAGGACUACAUGGCUGAUCAUGAUCAGCAAUACCUGAUAGAAAUGGACUCCAACCAGUCAAUCAGUGUUUUAUUCAAGCAACUGUUGUCUCGGCUGGACUGCUUCGUAUUGAGGAAGGCUGCGGUUCCUCUCCGUCUCCAUGACCCAGAGGAAGAUGAAAUUCCAGAGGACAUUGAUACCGAUGAGCUGAUGAGGACACUUGCACCAAAACAGAUGGUUGCACCACGCUAUAGGUGGAGACGGAGUCGCUGGCUGCGAAACUGUCCAGUCGCACUCUAUGAGGGAAACAUACUGCCCGGCAAACCAGAAUAUGCUGUCAGUUUUCUGGACAAGGUUUACACACUGUCCAGUGCGGAAGCGCUUGAGAAAUUUCUGAAGAAUCCCAGACCCUACAUAAUGCCCUCUCAACCACGGCCUCCUUGUAAGCUCUCUAUCCUAGGGCCCCCUCUUGCCGGGAAGACAACUCUUGCUCAUCUUCUGGCUCAGAAGUACAAUGCUAAGGUUCUUGACAUGGAUGAGCUCAUCAAACCUAGAAUGGAAGAGGAGAAGAAAAAGUUGAUACAACAGACCAAGGAUGAGACGACAGAAACAGCCUUGACCUCUGUCAGACAGAAGAUCAAAGAACAGUUUGAUGCGGAAGUGGCCGCAAGAGAGGCAGAAGCAUACAAACUGCAACAGAUGUCGGGUUCAGAAGCACGACAGGCAGGUGCUGAUGAGGAAACAGAGGAACCAGAGGAUGGGGAGGAUCAAGAAGACACGGAGAAGGAUGAGAGUAAGGAUAGUGACGAUGAGGAUGAAAGUGUGGGUCGGAAAGAAUCUCCCACAGAAGGGGAAAUUACAAAAACAGAAGGUGAGGAUGAAUCUGGAGAGAAAGAAGGAGAAGAGGCAAAGGAAGGAGACAGUUCAGCAGAGCAGGAAGGAGAGAAGAAAGAAGAGGGUGGUGAGGGUGAGCCCAAGGAGGGUGAGGAGACGACCGGAGAGACCUCGACAGAUAUCCCCAUCACAGAGGGGGACACAACUGAACCUACCCCACCCCCACAAACGGCCCCACCCCCCGUCAUGCCUGAGGUGGAUGCCACUCACCCUGAUGUCAUUGCCCUGGUGGAGGCUGCAGUGAAGGACCUGGAGAAACAGCCUGUAGUCCUACCACCGGAGGUGUACAUCGAGGUGAUGGAGAGUGCCAUCAAAGCCUCGGAGCAGAACAUGAGGGAGAUGAAGCCUGUGGGACCUACUAAUGGCGGAUACAUCCUAGACAACUUCCCUCAGAAUCGCGACCAGUGGACAAUCUGUAUUGAGAAGAACCUCAUGCCCGAUGACAUUAUUGUGAUGAAGGAUUCGGAUGGAGGUGACUUCCUCCUGAGGCGAUAUUACACCCUCAACAAGGAGGAUAUUGACCAAAAGAUUAAAAACAGGAAGUUUGAGGAUGAGCGCAAAAAGAGGGAGGCUGAGGAGGAAAGGAAGAAAAAACUUGAGGAGGAGAAGCGAGCAAAAGAGGAGGCAGAGAGGAAAGCUGCUGAAGAGGAGAGGCUGAGGAAGUUAGAGGCUGGGGAAGGGGAAGAAGGAGCCCCAGGAGGAGAGGGAGCUGAAGGGGAGGCUGCAGGAGAGAGUGGCGAGGGUACAGAUGGACCACCCGCUGAAGGAGGCACUGCCCCUGACGAACAGGCAGAAGGUGCAGAAACCACUGAGGAAGCAGCGGAGGAAGGUGAGAAAGAAGAAAACGGAGACACAGACACAAAAGGCAAGAGAAAAAAGUACAUAGAUUCCUCUGAAGACGAAGAAGACGAGAAAGCAGAAACUGAAACAAAGGCUGAAUCAGAAGAACCCAGCAAUGUUAAAGAGACCGGAGUAAGAAUUGAAGGGGAUGAUGAGCGUGUACCAGAGGGACCAGAGAUGGAGGACUAUAAGGAGAAGAGGAAGGACUUUGAUAGAGAGUUCCCUAAUGUACUUAACACCAUUUCUGGCUCGAGCAGUAUAGACCCCAUCUCCCUGGACCUGGAGAGUAGACCUGUCGAGGAAUUGCUGUCCGAAACAGUGUCCAGUAUGGAAAAGAUUUACCAGUACCACGGCUGGGAAUACUCCGGUAUGGAUGUGGAUGAGGAGGAGGAAGACCUGGAGAAUGAGGCUGCACUGCAGGCUGCUGCAGAGGAGGAAGAAGAAGAGGCAGCUGAGGAGGAGGAGGACCCAAACAGGAACAAGAAGAAACCGCUUGGAGACACAAACCAGUUCUGUCCUGUAGCCCUCAAGGAAAACAAUGUCUUGUUUCCGGGUAAUCCAGAGGUUGCAGUCAAGUACCGAGAGAAAGUUUAUUAUCUGUCCAGUGCAGAGGCCCGUGAGCGGUUCCUGGCCAACCCAGAGGAAUAUCUCCCCCAUGGCAAACCUUUUGAUUCUCCGCCCAUCAGAAUGCUGUUUUUGGGACCUAGGGGAGCCGGUAAGUCCCUCAAUGGCCGAUACCUCGCGGAAAAACUUGGUCUGUUCCACAUUUCCUUCAAGGACCGUCUUCAGGAACUCAUCAUUCACAAAACCAAGAAACGUGUUGGCCCCGAAUACGCUGAGGAGAAUGAGGAAGAGCCGCCAGAUGAGGAGGAAGAGGAUGAAGAAGAAGCAGGUAUCACUGACCCAGAUGGCGUGCCCGUCAAGAAAGAGGAGGAGGAGAAGAAAGAGGAAGAGGAGAAACCUGAGGAGGAGGAGGUAGAGUUCACCGAGGAGGAGGAGGCCAUCAAGGCUAACCUCGAGUCUGAGGAAGCUCUGCCAGCAGAAGUCCUGGACAAUAUUGUUCCUCACUGGUGGCACAAGGAACCCUUCAAGUCGACAGGAUUUGUCCUGGAGGGUUUCCCACGUACAGCAGAGGAGGCUAAAUACCUAGCAGAGAUGGGCCUGUUCCCCGACGCAGCUGUUGUCAUCACAGUGGAGGAUAGCGAUGUCAUCGGUAGGCUACUCCCGCCAAAGCUAGAGCGCUGGUGUGUAAAACGAGACAAACGUAACGCCAAGCGGGAGAAAAAGAAGGAGAAGGCCAAGAAAAAGAAGGAUGCUGCUGUCCAGAAACGAAGGGAAGAAUUAUUGAAGGAACAAGAGGAAAAGAGGAAAGAAAGACAAGCUCAGAGAGCAGCAGAAAGAGAGGAUCGUGAUGAGGAAGAAGAGGAAGAGGAGGAGGAAGAAGAAGAAGAGGAGGAGGAGAUGGAUAUUGAGGCCUUGUUGGCUGAGGAGUUUGAGGAGGAAGAAGAAGAGGAGGAGGAAGAGGAAGAAUUGGAAGAAGAUGCUAAGGACAGAAUCAGGAAUGAACUGAAUGAAGUUUUUGACAAUGACACCAACAGGCUAGCAGGUGUACAGGAAGCACUAGAGGAAAUCUUGGUCCCCCGACUAGACUUGGACGGAGGACGUAAGCCACACAUUGUUCGUUAUUUGAUGACGAAGAAGUUAAAACCAUACGUGCAGUUUAGACACAGCAUGUUCGAACGAGUGUAUCCCAUUGGGGAGAAACUGGCCAAGAAGAUGUUACAGAGUGGAUACAAACAGCCUAGCAGAUUUGGACGAUGGUGUCCAGUGAAGAUGAAGGAAGGAGAUUGUAUCCAGCCUAUGAGUGGACCUGGGUACCCCACCUAUCCCUGUCUGUAUCGUAACCACAUCUUUUUCCUAUCCUCCCUGUCUGCCCGCGAGGAUUUCAUUCAGGAUCCCAUGACCUAUCUCAACCAGCCCACGCCCAAACCUGUCGUACCAAUCAAAAUGGCAAUCAUUGGACCACCAAAGUCUGGCAAAACUACAUUGGCCACACGAUUUGCUGAAUCGUACGGCCUGGUGAGGUUGUCUAUCGGAGAGGCAAUGAGGAAAGUGCUAACAGAGCAGCCGAAGACAGACCUGGCCAGACAAAUGAUCAUGUACCUGCUGAAGGGCUACACUGUGCCAGAGGAGCUGGCUGUCCAGGCCCUGGAUGUCUGUCUCCUUGACAUGAAAUGCCAAACAAGAGGGUACAUCCUAGAUGGGUUCCCCCAGACCAAGAAGCAGGUUGACCUGAUGACAGAGCGCAGCAUCAUCCCUGUGCGUGUAGUCGAGCUGGAGUUGGACAGCAAGGAGGUUUUGGUGCGUGGCAUGAAAGACCGAAUGGCACCAAGCAGAACAAUACCACUGCACGACAGUUCUCAGAUCCUAGCAGUAAAGAUGGCUGCCUACAACAAGGAGAUUACUGCAGUGCGGGAAUGGUACAAGUCGGAGCACAUGAACUACAUCCAAAUUCCGGGGAAGAACUCAAAAUGGUGGAUGUGGAACAAGGGCUCAGAAAUUGCCAGUAACUCUGUCACACAGAUACAAACCUACCUGCAAAAGGUGUCAGACGGUAAAUCUGCAUCCAUCUGCGACAUGUGUAUUACGCCCAACGAGUUCCUACAGAGGAUGGGUGACUUUGGACAGUACUGUCCUGUCAGUCUCGCCCUCCGAGGGGAACUUAUCGAUUGUUCCACUAUGCCCACACUGGAAUUCGCUGCCGAGUUUAGAGGCCAUUAUUACAAGAUGGCUGGUGCUGAGGAGCUUAAACAGUUCCUGAAUGAACCAGAGAAGUUUGUCCCACCUCUGGCACCCAGAAAACUCCCAGCCAAGGACCUGCUCCCAAUCCGGCGAUUCCCUGACGAUGUGCGGGCCUCACAGGAGAUAGAGGUCAAAGGGUACUGUCCAGUUACCUUCUUAGAUGGCAAGUGCAGAUACGAAGCAAUAAUUCCCGGCAAUCCUGACCUCAUUGUGGAAUACAGAGAAAAAUUCUACUAUAUGGAAAACGAAGAAAAACUCCUUAAAUUUAUGAAAUUACCAGAGAGAUACUGGGAUCUUAAACUGCCACACAAACUUCCACCCGCCAAGGAAUCGUUGACAGUCACCAGUCUACCCAUGCUUGGCUUCAUGGAACAGACGGUUGCAUCCUCACUGAUCAAGGCAAUGACGACCGUUGGAAACUUCAAACCCAAAUACCCCUUCUUGAGCCCCAGCAGGUCUUCACUGAUCUAUGUGGCAUAUCACCUUAAAGCUUUCAACCCCAAAAGUUCAGAUUACAUAAGGAAAAAGUACAAACAGAAACUAAAGCAGUUUGAAGACACGUGUAGGCUGAUCAAGUAUUUGGGAGACAAUAUGACAGUUAGGUAUAGGGACCCCACAGAACGGCCUGGAGAUUUCGAUAUGAAAUUAGAAACAUUCUUUGCCCUCCGUGGAAUUGAACCAACAGCAACUUGGGUGGCAUGAGGCAUUUAUUUGAGCAGUUCUGU
Molecule: messenger RNA, 6223 nt
Organism: Mizuhopecten yessoensis (Yesso scallop)
Lineage: Eukaryota; Metazoa; Mollusca; Bivalvia; Pectinida; Pectinidae
Product: adenylate kinase 9-like
Exons: 42
Coding region: 18-6200 (2060 amino acids)
Biological process (GO): CDP biosynthetic process; UDP biosynthetic process
Cellular component (GO): nucleus; cytoplasm
Molecular function (GO): UMP kinase activity; ATP hydrolysis activity; ATP binding
Source: RefSeq, a predicted model, not a curated record